Actinia tenebrosa (Australian red waratah sea anemone) is the source of this 1525-nucleotide messenger RNA. RefSeq names its product E3 ubiquitin-protein ligase TRIM45-like. Lineage: Eukaryota; Metazoa; Cnidaria; Anthozoa; Actiniaria; Actiniidae. Gene Ontology annotation, molecular function: zinc ion binding; protein binding. The record is from RefSeq and is a predicted model, not a curated record.
CAACAAACUUGAAUAUAAUUCAUCAUAUUCCAGCCGUCAAGGAAUACAUCAAGAAUGUGAUGGAAAGAGGACUGCCAAGUGAAAUGAUGAACAUUCAAGAGACACAAUGCUCUCAGAACUUCAUCUUCAACCACAUUCCAAUCUGGAGAAUUGAAUUUAUUCCUAAUCAAGGGCUGACGAAACAAGUGAAUUCAGGGCUAGGAAAAAUACGCACUUUAGAAACAGACCAUACUAAGAGCACUAUUCAGGUGAAAUCUGGGACAGAGGCUUUAAAAAAAGAAAAGCUGAUAGUGACGACUAAAACCUUGGCAGGAAAACUCAAUCAUGAUCCAAGGGAUGUUAUAGACGUUCAAAUCAAGCCUGAAGAAAAUGUGAAAAUAGAAAAGAAAAAUGUGAGAACUGAUGGUAAAGUAGAAGUUGAAUUCAUGGCUAAAGUAGCUGGUCAGUUGACAGCAGAGGUUCAAGUGAAUGGGAAUCAUGUAUCUAACAGUCCACUAGCGGUGAAUGUCAAGCCACAAGAGAUGAGAACAACAGGACAGUUUAAGAUGAAAGGUGUAAAUAGAGAAUCUUGUAAGUUAAGAGGUAUAGCAGUAAACAGAGACAACAGCAGGAUCGCUGUUUCAAAUGGUUCUGCUGAAUGUGUCCAUGUAUUCACCACUGAUGGAGAUCUCUUUCUGACGUAUGGUACUCGAGGUAGAAUAAAGCGAAAACUUUCUUAUCCUCACGGCUUAGCAUUUCUGAAUGAUACAGAUUUAGUCAUAGCAGACUGGAGUUAUCAUAGAAUAUGUAUAGUGAACACUACAACAGGGACAUUGGUAAAAACCUUUGGUAACCAAGGUGACGGGGAUGGAGAGCUUCAAUGUCCAUAUGGAGUACACGUUGAUGACGAUGGUAACAUCAUUGUGUGUGAUGGUGGUAAUAAUUGUGUUCAAGUCUUCACGAGAGACGGUGACUAUCAAUAUCAGUUUGCAUUGACAACACAGUUUGGUUUGACAACACAGGACGAGUUCGCUCUAUAUGAUGUGAUAACACAUGAUGGACUGUUUUACGUCAGUGAUUGUAAUAAUCACAUUGUUCAUGUAUUUGAGAAGAAAGGUAACGUACCGACUAGAAUAUCGACGAUUGGUGGUGAAGGCAGUGCUGAUGGUAAGCUAAAUGUACCAUGUGGCCUGGCUAUUGACAAUGACCAUCAUCUGCUGGUGUGUGAUUUUGGUAAUAACCGCGUACAAAAAUUCACAUUGGAUGGUCGUUUUGUAGGAAAGACUUGUGAUGUAAUCGAAAACCCUAGAUAUAUAACUGUUUUAAAGGAUGGUCAGUUAUUAGUUAGUACGUAUGGUUCUGGUGUCUGGUGUGUAAAGUAGAAUUGACUAAUGAUUUUCAGUCACCAUAUUUGAUCGAUAUGACAUAUGCAAUGAUAUCCCUGGGUUUGACAUGUGCUAAAAUAAGACUAUUCGCAGUUUAUACAUUUGAUAUCUGUUUUUAUUCUUUUUUACUUUUGUUUGCGUUUGCUUUAUUUUGUCUUCUU